AUGUUAAUGUUACGAGCUCAAGCCUCCCAAAGGGAUAUUUCUUUUUUUGUAGGUAGCUUACGACAACUGAUUACAGAUGUUGUUUGGAAAGCCAUUGAUAGGUUGUCAUGUUUAAUAUUUACUGAUUCCAGGUGUGAUCAUCGAUCACUUUUGCUGAUUCGUCUUUUCCAAUCUCAUACCUUGUAUGCCUUUCGCUCAUUAUGCACACUGUAUUCUAAGAUUUUGGACUAUGAACGCAAUAAUCGGGCUGAGAUGCUUGGUUCUGCGUGGCUUUGCAUAUGCAGAGUGAUGAAAUGCAUAAAUUCCUACCUAGAAAGGUUAUUUCUCCGCAGCGAUGCCAAUUGGUUCUUUCAUCUUGUAGACUGCAUGAGAGCAGUGAGUUGA
Molecule: messenger RNA, 384 nt
Organism: Aspergillus niger
Lineage: Eukaryota; Fungi; Ascomycota; Eurotiomycetes; Eurotiales; Aspergillaceae
Exons: 1
Coding region: 1-384 (127 amino acids)
Source: RefSeq, a predicted model, not a curated record